Messenger RNA from Echinops telfairi (small Madagascar hedgehog), 474 nucleotides. It is a transcript of the gene FCAMR, whose product is annotated as Fc alpha and mu receptor. The transcript has 4 exons. The record is from RefSeq and is a predicted model, not a curated record. Bases 1 to 474 code for a protein of 157 amino acids. Gene Ontology annotation, molecular function: transmembrane signaling receptor activity. Gene Ontology annotation, cellular component: plasma membrane. Lineage: Eukaryota; Metazoa; Chordata; Mammalia; Afrosoricida; Tenrecidae.
AUGGGAGAAACCCCAACCAAGCCCGAAGAACAGAAGGUCACCAGUGAGCGCACAGGAUGGAAAACGCCCCUCCUCCUCACCCUGUGCCUGCUGCAAGCUGCAAAUGCUUUGAAGGGCCCGAGACUGGUGUCCGGCGAGCCUGGGGGAGCUGUCACCAUCACGUGCCAUUAUGCCCCAACAUCUGUCAACAGGCACCAGAGGAAAUACUGGUGCCGCCUGGGUCCCCCGAACUGGAUCUGCCGCACCAUUGUGUCCACCAACCACUACACCCACCUUCAGUACCACGGCCGAGCGACUUUAGAAGACUUUCCAUGGAGCAGCAUGUUUGUGGUGAGGCUGUCCCAACUGUCCCCGAUGGAUGAGGGGUGCUACCGCUGUGGCAUCGGAAGCAGGAAUGACAUGCUUUUCUUCAGUGUCAAUCUGACUGUCUCUACAGGCCUCUUCCAGAAAAGGAAAGCCUCUCUCGGCUCCUGA